AUGUUACCAAAUUUUCAGCAUUUAUCACCGAUUCGUUUAAUUAAAGAAAAAGUAAUAGUCUUAUCUAUCAUAUCAAAGAAAAAAAUUAAGUUUACAGAAAGAAUUAAUAAAAAGAAUAUGGAUUUAAAUGAGACUUUAGCACGACUCUUGCUCGGUUAUACCAAUAAUAGUUGUCGAAAAAAUAUUAAGUGCAGUUUCGAUAACCUUAUAAGUAAAAACUUCUGAUGCAAAAGAGGCAAAUUCAAAAAGGAUUACUUAAGAUGCAAGCUUAUCAGAGGCCAUAAAAGACUAAUGAGACAGAUGAAAGUUGGAAGGGUUCCUAAAAAAGGACUAAACUGCUACGAUGAGACGCUAUCUUCAUCUCAAGAGCUUUUCCAGCGUCUGAAAGACUGCUACAACGAGGACAAGCCAAAAUUCAAUAAAAUAAGCAAGACAGAAAACGGUCCAAUCACUGACGGAAAUGAUAAAAACCCAAAUUCAAGAUCAGUAAAUAGCUUCAAUAAAGGCUUUUGCAAAGGUUAUUUCGAAGACCCAAUUGUGAGAAGAUCCUAUUAUUAUUAUACAGAAUAUCUUUUUUCAAAUUUAGAUCCUGAGGUUUUAUGCAAAAAAUUUGAAAUUAAUUGUUGCGAGAGUGAACAGCAUGAAUGUUAUUGCAGUUUGAAAUGGACAAUUAUGAAAACUUACAUCAGCCAAUCUUUAAUUAAGGAAAUUGAUCUGGAGCCUUGGAAACCUGAAAAUCCAUGCUCUAUAGUACUCCCAGAUAUCUCCAGGAUGAUGUUGCCUUUUUGCUAA
Blepharisma stoltei is the source of this 792-nucleotide messenger RNA. NCBI's taxonomy places the organism in Eukaryota, Ciliophora, Heterotrichea, Heterotrichida, Blepharismidae. The record is from the annotation of a GenBank genome assembly.